Labeo rohita (rohu) is the source of this 2800-nucleotide messenger RNA. RefSeq names its product acyl-CoA dehydrogenase very long chain (gene acadvl). The record is from RefSeq and is a predicted model, not a curated record. Gene Ontology annotation, molecular function: fatty-acyl-CoA binding; flavin adenine dinucleotide binding; very-long-chain fatty acyl-CoA dehydrogenase activity. Bases 326 to 2305 code for a protein of 659 amino acids. Lineage: Eukaryota; Metazoa; Chordata; Actinopteri; Cypriniformes; Cyprinidae. The transcript has 21 exons.
UAAAGUAAAUGAUGUGUACUUCCGGUAGGCAGUAAGCAGUACAGUGGCUCAGGGCACCUCGUUUAACAGUAGUUUUCGUAUUUUAAAAGCUAUUUUAAACGUGAUUUGUUGCAGUAGUGUUUGUGUCGCGUCACUGUACACAGGAGGAGGGUCUCUGGUCAGUGGGAAGAGCCUCUAUCUGGAAGAGUCACUCAAGGGCGGAAUAAAACAGGUUCUGCUGUAUUGUAGGGCAUUUAGUCCAGAACACAGGCAGCCUUGACACUUCCGCUCCACAGGAUAUAAACAACGUUCGGCGAAAAAACACAAGAAUCUCGGCCUAAUCAUCAUGUUGCUGCGUAAAGUUACUCAAAGUCCUGCCCUCUGCAACUCUGUCCUCCGUCUACAACCGGCAAUUACAGGAGCACAGCGCCAAACUGGAGCUCUUGUGGCAGUGCAAAAUGCUCGUUUUUACGCUAGCCAGGCUGCAGAGGCUGUUCUGGACAAGAAUGUAGUUGGCAGGGAGGCCACAGUAACAGCUGAGAAGGUUGACAAGACGGCCAGUGUGGAGUCUAAGUCCUUUGCUGUGAACAUGUUCAAAGGGCAAAUCAACACUUCUCAGGUGUUCCCCUUUCCCUCAGUGCUCAAUGAAGAGCAGUCACAGUUCCUCAGGGAGUUAGUUGGGCCAUGCAGUAAGUUUUUUGAGGAAGUAAAUGACCCCAUGAAGAAUGAUGCUCUUGAGAAGGUGGAGGAGCACACAAUGGAAGGCCUGAAGGAGAUGGGAGCUUUUGGUCUUCAGGUGCCUGCAGAACUUGGUGGCGUUGGCCUCACCAACACACAGUACGCCAGGCUGGUGGAGAUUGUUGGGAUGCAUGAUCUGGGUGUGGGCAUCACUCUUGGUGCCCAUCAGUCCAUUGGCUUCAAAGGCAUCCUACUUUUUGGCAACCCCCAGCAGAAAGAGAAGUACCUUCCAAAGCUGGCCACUGGAGAGAACAUUGCUGCCUUCUGUCUUACUGAACCAGCGAGCGGUUCUGAUGCAGCCUCCAUUAAAACCAGUGCAGUUCUUUCCCCCUGCGGCAAGUACUACACCAUGAAUGGAAGCAAGAUCUGGAUCAGUAAUGGAGGGAUUGCUGAGAUCUUCACUGUGUUUGCAAAGACUCCAGUGAAGGAUGAGAAGACUGGAGAGAUGAAGGACAAAAUUACAGCGUUCAUUGUGGAGAAGAGCUUCGGAGGAGUCACACAUGGUCCUCCUGAGAAAAAGAUGGGCAUUAAAGCAUCCAACACGGCAGAAUUGUACUUCGAGAACGUGCGUGUCCCUGCGGAGUGUGUGCUGGGAGAGAUUGGAGGUGGUUUCAAAGUGGCCAUGAACAUCCUCAACAAUGGCCGCUUUGGCAUGGCCGCAGCCCUCUCUGGCACCAUGAAGGGUGCCAUCGCCAAAGCGGUUGACCAUGCUGCUAACCGGACCCAGUUUGGCAACAAGAUCCACAACUAUGGUGUCAUUCAGGAAAAGAUGGCCAGAAUGGCAAUGCUUCAGUAUGUGACAGAGUCCAUGGCUUACACAGUUAGUGGGAACAUGGACAGCGGAGCCACAGAAUUCCAGAUCGAGGCAGCCAUUAGUAAAAUCUUUGCUUCUGAAGCAGCUUGGUUGGUGACAGAUGAGUGCAUUCAGAUUAUGGGUGGAAUGGGAUUCAUGAAGGAUGCUGGUGUGGAAAGAGUAUUGAGGGAUCUGCGAAUCUUCAGAAUCUUUGAGGGUACCAAUGACAUCCUGCGACUGUUUGUAGCGCUCAACGGCUUCCAGAAUGCAGGCAAUCAGCUGAAGAGCUUGCAGAAAGCUCUAAAGAACCCUCUUGGUAAUGCUGGGGUGUUGGCGAGUGAAAUCACAAAGCGAGCCAAGAGGAAGGCAGGCUUGGGGACAGGACUGACGUUGCAAGGAACGGUCCAUCCAGAGCUUAACCACAGUGGAGAAUUGACUGUUAAAGCCAUCGAGCAGUUUGGAGCGGUUAUUGAAGAGCUGCUUCUAAAACAUGGAAAGAGAAUCAUUGAUGAACAAUUUGUUCUGAAACGAGUUGCAGACUGUGCCAUUGAUCUGUACGCCAUGGUUGUGGUCUUGUCCAGAGCUUCCAGGUCUCUCAGCCAAGGGCACCAUUCUGCACAGCAUGAGAAGAUGCUGUGUGAAACCUGGUGUAGUGAGGCCUAUGACAGAGUCACGCAGGACAUCAAGUUCCUCAGGUCAGGGACGUCCAAGCAGAUCUUCAAGAACAUGCGUGCCAUUUCUGCUGCUGUGGUAGAAAACGGAGGGGUGGUAUCUCCUCAUCCUCUGGGCUUUUAAAGCUACGCUCUCACUCCCAUCACCCAACCAUUUCUUCUCUAACCAGUAGCCAGUCUAAACACACCUGCCCAUAUCUCUUUACCCAGACUGUUCAGAGUUGCAAUCCUUUGAGCGCAGUCUCUCACAUUGUGUUCUUCGACCACAGGAGUGCUUUAAUAUUCCAUAUUGAGCUAUGUAAAUCAAUGAACAGGACAUGUAGAUUUAGGUGUACAUUAAACGAUCGGAUUUGUGUUUGUUUAUAAAUGUAGAGGGUUUUUUUAUGUAUGUAAUCAAGCCUAAUUAAAAAAAAAAAAAAAAGCUGAAUAAUAUUAACCAAUGGUAAGACCUAGUCUGCUUUGAAGAGUGUUAAAAGCUCUGACUGAAGCAUUUUCGACAACAAACCUCAGCCUAAUAUCCGGUCCAGCUGCUAGCAUUUUGCAAAUGUUUUCAAUUUGUCAUUGUUGGUUAACAUUUUUGUGUAGUGGUUUUACAUAUAAAACUUAAACAUCAGUUGUU